This is a messenger RNA of Poecilia latipinna (sailfin molly), 1052 nucleotides long. Its product is annotated as low affinity immunoglobulin gamma Fc region receptor II-like. Gene Ontology annotation, biological process: cell surface receptor signaling pathway; immune response. The record is from RefSeq and is a predicted model, not a curated record. The annotation marks the transcript as partial. NCBI's taxonomy places the organism in Eukaryota, Metazoa, Chordata, Actinopteri, Cyprinodontiformes, Poeciliidae. Gene Ontology annotation, cellular component: external side of plasma membrane. The transcript is spliced from 5 exons. Gene Ontology annotation, molecular function: transmembrane signaling receptor activity.
UUGCUACAUUUACAAACGAGUUCACCUGUCAGGAAUUAUUUUCUUUCAGACAAAGUUUCUUCAUUGGAGCUUAAACCAGUCCUGACUGUGUCUCCAUCAUGGCCGAGUCCUGGAGCCUCAGUGACUCUGAGCUGUGAGGUUGAACCUUCAUCUGCAGGAUGGAGGAUCUACUGGUAUAAAGCUGUUCCUGAUCUGUCACACAAGAGCUACAGAUAUGAGCUGCUGCCUGGUGGCGUCGCUGGGACUAUGAAGGACUCGUUCAUCAUUGAUGGACAGAAACACACAGCAGGAUUUGCAUGUAGAGCUGGAAGAGGAAACCCAGAGGAUUUCACUCAGUACAGUGAACCGAAGUUUGUCUGGUCCACAGAUCCUCAUCCAGCAGCGUCUCUCUCAGUGAGUCCUGACAGAGAGCAACACUUCACCUCUGAGUCUGUGACACUGAACUAUGGAGGAAACUCUGCUGAGUGGAGAGUGAUGAAGUUUUCAGUAACAGGUCAUCUGAUAUAUUUAAGAAUCUGUUGGGCAAUGACUGGAUCUUUAUGUACCAUCAAUCGGACUCACUCUGAUAAGUCAGUGUACUGGUGUGAGUCUAAAUCGGGAGAGUUCAGCGCUGCAGUCAACCUCACCGUACAUAAUGAAGGUCUUCUCCUGGUGAGCCCCGUCCAUCCUGUGACUGAAGGAGCUUCUGUUACUCUGAGCUGCAGACUGAGAGGAGAAAACAAACUUUCUGAUGUGAUUUUCUAUCAUAAUGACAAACUGAUCCAAAAUGACAGCAGAGGAGAGCUGAAGAUCUCUGCAGUGUCUCAGUCAGAUGAAGGUUUCUACAAGUGUGAACAUUCAGGAAACGUUUCACCUCAGAGCUGGAUGGGAGUUAAAGUGCUGCCCAGACCUGAACACCCGUCCUUCCCAGUGCUGCUGGUCGCUGGACUCGGUGGACUCAGUGGAAAAAUCCUAAUCAUCCUCCUGAUUCUGCUGUCCCACUGCAGAUAUUUAAAAGGUCCAUGAAGAGAAAUGUAUCAUCAACAGAUCAAGAAAGGCUUAAAAGGGGAAAA